Molecule: messenger RNA, 672 nt
Organism: Oppia nitens
Lineage: Eukaryota; Metazoa; Arthropoda; Arachnida; Sarcoptiformes; Oppiidae
Exons: 3
Coding region: 118-672 (184 amino acids)
Biological process (GO): microtubule-based process
Cellular component (GO): dynein complex
Source: RefSeq, a predicted model, not a curated record
AAUUGUGAUUUAAUUAAAUUAACAAAUGAUAUAAAAUUAACCGACUAUCAGAUUAUAUGUGAAGCCCGACUCCAUAUCACCGCACCGGUAGUCAAUAGCCGGUCAACCGUACCUGAGAUGACCACUAGGAUAGUCCAGUUAGCUGGAGAAGCCCUGCUAAGUGAACUUAGUUUCAAUGAUUUAUGUCAAUCAAUCAAACGUGGGGUUGAGUCGGAAAUGGACGGUCUAUGGCACUGUACAGUCCUAUACGCUGAUAUAGGUAGCCAUUCAUUUACAUACGAUGACCAGUUUAUUGUGGUCAUACAAUAUGGGGGCAAAUUGAAGCUAACUGUCCAUAAAGUUUACGAUGAUAUUAACAUCAAAAAGAUGGCAAACCUAUUGAAAAGCGGUAAACUCGGGGCUGAACUGGUCGUUGAACGCCGCGAUAUGUGCGACCAAUACGUAGCGAUUGUCAAACAGGUUGUACUUCAAGGGAUCAAAUCGUCGACCAGUUUAACACAAUUAGUCAAAUUGAUUAGCAAACAGCUGUCCAAACGUGUGUCCGAUAAUAGUAACACGUGGCACGUGUUUGCUUUCAGGACUUAUUUAGCUGAUUGCUAUUGUAUGCCCAAAACGGGUAGUUUUAUAACAAUAACAAUAUCUGAUUUAACUAUUGUUGCAUUUCAAGUGUGA